AAAAACAGCAGGGGUCAUGUGCAGGUCUGGGAGAGGGAGGCUCUGAGCUGGGGCAGGCUGGAUUGCAGUGUGUGGAGGUGCCGGCGCAUGGCUGCGAGAGUCUGUUUCAGGAGUCGCAGGGAGAAACGCUUCUGAAGGGUCUGAAUAUUCUGGGUGUAGAGACAACAUCAGGUGAAGAUGUGCGUGAUUUCAGCAAGGUGCUGAAAAAUAAGUUCAGAUCAAAGAAACACUUUGCCAAACAUCCUCGCUUGAGUUAUUUACGAGUACAAACAGUUCUAGAAGGCGAGAAGCUUGAGAGGACACAAUCAUCGCCUUGGAAGCUUCAUCACGAUACUACUUUGCAUUUCUGAAGAGGGAAGAAGAAAUCAACAUGAAAAUUCAAUUCCAUGGUUUUGGAAGUCCCAUUGAGAACACGAUUCAUUUGCGCCGGCAUAAUGCUCUGACCGAGAAAGAAUUGAAGUUUCCACUUGGAAGAAAGAUUCACAUCAAAUUGACUGGUCAAGGAAAUGGGACACUGACUAACCAUACGAUUAGACUGUUUUGAUGAGAAAUUUAAAGAUUACGUGUCCCAUCCGUUUGACUCACAGUUUGGUACCAUAGGUUGGUACGAUCUUCGUUGGAGAAGGAAAAUGGAUGUUCCAGAUACAGAAAACCGUCAAACCAUUUACAACAAAGUCCGUUUCUGAGAUAGCAAGAACUGCAGAUGCUGGAGCCAGAGGUAACACAGCGUGGAGCUGGAGAGUAUCAGAGAGGGGAAGUGAAGAAGGGUGUUCCUAAUGACUGGAGAUUGCAGAACCAAAGGUCACAGACUAAGGAUACACAGUAGAACGAAGAUGAGGAGAAAUGUCUUCGCCAAGAGAAUGGACACAAUCAUCGCCUUGGAAGCUUCAUCACGAUACUACUUUGCAUUUCUGAAGAGGGAAGAAGAAAUCAACAUGAAAAUUCAAUUCCAUGGUUUUGGAAGUCCCAUUGAGAACACGAUUCAUUUGCGCCGGCAUAAUGCUCUGACCGAGAAAGAAUUGAAGUUUCCACUUGGAAGAAAGAUUCACAUCAAAUUGACUGGUCAAGGAAAUGGGACACUGACUGACACAAUCAUCGCCUUGGAAGCUUCAUCACGAUACUACUUUGCAUUUCUGAAGAGGGAAGAAGUAAUCAACAUGCAAAUUCAAUUCCAUGGUUUUGGAAGUCCCAUUGAGAACACGAUUCAUUUGCGCCGGCACAAUGCUCUGACCGAGAAAGAAUUGAAGUACCACGCUGAGUAUUGUUAUCCCGAUAGUUCUUUCGUCUCAGUCCGUGUGUAUUCCUGGGCGAAUGUGCUCGUGUGGUCUCAGGAGUUGGGGAGGUCACGGCUCUGGGACAGCCGUUUCAUCGCCCUAUGCUGCAGAACCUGCCCCGGAAGAGAGAGCCCAGAGAAUUGCCAAAGCUGUCCGCAAACAGUCAAUAGAAGUGAAGGAAAAUUGGGAACAACUGAAAAUCCGUGCGAGCAACUGGCAGAAACAGGUGGAAAAGGCGUUGGAGAAACUUCAAGAACUGCAGAAAGUUCUGGAUGAUCUUGAGGCUCAUGUGAUAACAGCUGAGGGGGUCCACACUGAUUGGCAACCUGUGAGUGACCUGCUUAUUGACUCAUUGCAGGAUCACUUUGAUAAAACCACAGGUCAGGACUAUCUUCAAAAUCUGAGAUUGGGUUUUGAAAGACAGCAGCCUUUGUUUUGGAGAGAUAAUGGGAACUGCAGAUGCUGGAGAAUGCGAGAUAACAACGUGUGGAGCUGGAUGAAGACAGCAGGCCAAGCAGCAUCUGAGCUUUCCUGGAGCAAGUCUGUUUUCCUUCGGAUGAGACGACUUUCAGACAUACUCCCUUUAUUAUGAGAUUUAAUUGCGGUAAAAUGAGGAGGAUUUUUAUUCACUGAGACACACAUGACUAUAUGUUGAAAGCAUUGGAAAAAGCGUUCUGUUCGGACUGUCAUGUUAUCUGGUGUUUGUACCAGGCUUUCCGAUGAAAUGCAAGUGAUUAAGGAUGCUACUGAUGCCACAUGUUAUUACAAGAGGAAAUGAACAUACAAGUAAGGAUUUUAUGCCACAUUUAUACAUAGCAUGGGCCAUGCAGCAUGGAUGCAGUGACUGAGUGAAAUGGGAUGCAGUGACUGAGUGAAAUGGGAUGCAGUGACUGAGUGAAAUGGGAUGCAGUGACUGAGUGAAAUGGGAUGCAGUGACUGAGUGAAAUGGGACGCAGUGACUGAGUGAAAUGGGACGCAGUGACUGAGUGAAAUGCUCACAGCGAAUUGCCCCCUCUAUCCUGACCCGCUCACAGCGACUUGCCCCUGCAGUCCUGUCCCAAUCACAAGGACUUGCCCUCUCCGUCCUUACCCGCUCACAGUGACUUGCCCCUGCAGUCCUGACCCCCUCACAGUGACCUGCCCCCUCACUCCUGACCCGCUCUACAUUGAGGAAACCAAGCAGAGGCUUGGGGACCGCUUUGCAGAACACCUCCACUCGGUUCGCAACAAACAACUGCACUUCCCAGUCGCGAACCAUUUUAACUCCCCCUCCCAUUCCUUAGACGACAUGUCCAUCAUGGGCCUCCUGCAGUGCCACAAAAAUGGCACCCGAAGGUUGCAAGAACAGCAACUCAUAAUCCGCUUGGGGACCCUGCAACCCAAUGGUAUCCAUGUGGACUUCACCAGCUUCAAAAUCUCCCCUUCCCCAACUGCAUCCCAAAACCAGCCCAGUUCUUCCCCUCCCCCUACUGCAUCACAAAACCAGCCCAGCUGUUCCCUUCCCCCGACUGCAUCCCAAAACCAGCCCAGCCUGUCUCCACCUCCCUAACAUGUUGUUCCUCUCACCCAUCCCUUCCUCCCACCUCAAGCCACACCUCAUCCUGCCUCCUUGACCUGUCUGUCUUCCCUGGACUGACCUAUGCCCUCCCUACCUCCUCACCUGUACUCUCCUCUCUACCUAUCUUGUUUUCUCUCCAUCUUCGGUCCGCAUCCCCCCCCUCCCUAUUUAUUCCAGUUCCCUCUCCCAUCCCCCUCUCUGAUGAAGGGUCUAGGCCCGAAAUGUCAGCUUUUGUGCUCCUGAGAUGCUGCUUGGCCUGCUGUGUUCAUCCAGCUCCACACUUUAUGUUGGAUUCUCCAGCAUCUGCAGUUCCCAUUAUCAGUGGCAUUUUCCUCUUCAUCGAAGUUUGUGCAAAAGCAACACGAUAUGGGGCGGCACGGUGGCUCAGCGGUUAGCACUGCAGCCUCACAGCAGUGGGGACCCAGGUUCAAUUCCAGCCUCAGACAACUGUCUGUGUGGAAUUUGCACCUUGUCCCUGUGUCUGCGUGGGUUUCCACCAGGUGCUCCGGUCUCCUCCCUCAGUCCAAAGAUGUGCACGCUAGGUGGAUUGGCAAUGCUAAAUUGCCCGUAGUGUUCAGGGGCGUGGGUCUGGGUGGGAUGCUCCAAGGUUUGGUGUGCACUUGUUGGGCCAAAGGGCCUGUAUCCACACUGUCGGGAAUCUAAACAAACCUGUUCCCACAUCUCCAUGUUAUAACCCUGCUGAUCACUGCACACAGAGAUGUUUGAUAACAAAAGGAUAACAAUAAUAUUCAAACCUAGUGCUGGAGAUGUAUUUUAAAUACACGGAGGCCAGUGUCGAUCUCCAAUUCAACUUUUAUUUACAAAUGAACUGUCUUCAACUUUAGCACUGCCUCAUUCAGAGAUAGUUGAUAGGGUGUCAGCAUCUCUGAUGCUCACACCUCUUAUCUGUCAGCCAGGGCUCCCUGAUUUGGGCUGUUAAUAUGGAACAAUCAGGCAACUCAUAUUCUGUGAGGUUCAACUGGCCGACCUGGUCACAAACCAGUGCGGUGUGUUCAUCGAAAAUCAAACGUACUAGAAAGAUACCAUUCCAUACCAGUGUAAAGGAAGGCAUGAGGCUAAACUGGGGAGGGAAGGGAACUGCUUAUUGGGGGUGGCCCAGAGAGUAAAAGAAAAUCGAAUGGGAAGAAGACCAUUUGAGACUGAGGGAGACAGAUGUAAUUGCCUGAAUGAGGCAUUCCAAUUGCGAAAUGGAUUUUAGUGUGUACACCAUGUUCAGUUUCCCCGAUCUUAAUCUGUACUCCUCUUUAAAUCAUUAGUAUCUGAAAUUUCUGUAUCAUUUCCAAAUGUUCUGUCUCUAAUGUUAUGCUGUUGGAGUUGGUUGAACUGCAGAGAUAUUAUUUAUUUGCACAAAUGUGUUCAGUGAAAUGAGUUGCAUGCUAUUUAUGUAUUAUUCUUCCUGAUUCUAUUGUACGCAUACAAAUUAAAGUUAGUUCCACUUUUG
Stegostoma tigrinum is the source of this 4294-nucleotide messenger RNA. RefSeq lists its product as uncharacterized. The record is from RefSeq and is a predicted model, not a curated record. Lineage: Eukaryota; Metazoa; Chordata; Chondrichthyes; Orectolobiformes; Stegostomatidae. Bases 777 to 1550 code for a protein of 257 amino acids. The transcript has 13 exons.